AAUCAGUAUAACUUUACAUACCUGCAUAAGCCCAACGAGCGCCUUUGUUUGUUUGCACUAUGUUUUGAACUUUUACACGCUUGCGGGCGCUUGCAGCUGAGCGCUUCACAGCGUACGAUGAUAGUUGUGAGAGUUGUGGCAUUGGUGUCGGUGUCAUGCAGUGAUGUGACGCACUCAAAGCAAAACAAGGGCCACAGAUAACACCAACAGAAGUCACUGUUGCUGUACAACGUCAACUCGAACGGCGGCGAAGACUUUGACGCGCUCUCUAUUUUCAUUCUUUCACGUACUUUAUUACACGGACGUGCGGGUGUUUGGUGCUGUUUUUUUGCUGCUUGACUCGCUUUUCCUUUGUCUUUUGACCAUGUUUAGGUUGAUUUGUGGUUGAAGUUGCUUUGUGUUGGCAGCGAAUGUGGCACGGUCGUGACAAGCGAACAAAAUAACAAUGGCGAAAAAGGCGAGUGAUUAAAAAUUACUCAUACGCCUUUGAGGGAAAAGUGAACUAAAAAGACUUUUGUUGUGUGAAAUAAAACAAAAUAGAAUUAAACUAAGGUGCAGAAGUUAACAAACUUAAAGAAAAAUAUUAUUGAAAACUCACGUACGCUUAGUGCGCGCACAAAAGUAGGCAUCGAAAAUGGCAGGCAGCGACAUUGAUUAGCGUUAAUGCCUAGCGUUUGGCAAGCGCUUUGUUUUGCUACCACAGCAAUGUGUGAGUGUGUGUGUUUAUAUGAAAAGCAAUUUGCUAUAAGUGCUGUGAAAAUGGCAAAAACUUAAUAAACAACGCUUGUAAACUUGUUUUCCCUAAACAUAUGUAAUUAUUGAAGCAUACUUUGCGGCGCUUAACAACAUUGAACCACCACAAAAUCCUUGACCUGAACCAAUGCCGACGCUGAAACUGAAACUUCAACUAAACCAAAGCAUAUCGGCGGCCACGAGACAAGUUCAUGUAACACCAGCAACAACAACCAAAGCAAAAACAUUGGCACAACUGAAAUAACAAUAACAAAAGCCGGAAGUAGCAACUACAAAUUACACAAACAAAAACUAAUAAAUGCACUAAUGUCUAAACCAAAGUUACCCAACAAAUUAUAUAGAUUUCUUGCUAAAGACAUCGCGCAGCUGGAAAAACUGCAUACAUUCCCAUGCAAAUGGAUGCCUGUCUUCGGCGGCUCUGCGUUUGCUGCUCUGUUUGUCGUAAAAUUAAAGCACGCAGCGCUUACAUAAAAUAUAAUAACGGAAAAUUAAGUGCAACACAGCCAACGAACGCAGCCAUAAACAUUACAAAAACACUAGCAACAACAGCGUCACUAACUUUACCGCAAAAGCCAACAACAAAAGCGCACAGCAGCCACAAGAGCUCGUCAACUGUGCGUCGCAUAACCAGCUUAGCGUGCAGAUCACAGCGGCCAGCGAAGGUAAAAUCUGUGCAACGCCUGUGCAAGUGGUAUUCACAAGCACAGCUGACUCUGGUGGCAGUAAACGGUUGCACAGGCAACUAUAGCCACAGCGUCGGAAGUAGCGCUCGCACCCACCUGACGACCAUACGCUACACAUUGAACCUGCUUCACCACGUGUUUGUUUGUGUUAUUGGUGUAGCCUUAACGAUAUUGCUACAACGUUGCUGUGUUGGCAAGACAACAGCUAUUCCCAAACGCACACAGACGCAUUCACCGUUAGCCAAUUCAUUGCGGCUGGCUGCUGGUAAAUCCCAUUGGCCACAAGCGCUCCACACGCCGACAACAAUGGGCUCAUGUUUCGGGCGCUGCGUGUCGAAGGAUGCUAAUGGCGGCGGUGUGGCCUCCACCGCAACAUCCUGUUUGUGGCGUCGGCAACAACAUGCAACAGAUGAACAAGAAGCGGAACUCGUGUCGAAUGCGAGCGACAAAUGCCCGAGAGAGAAUUUCAUAUAUCGCAUUAUUAAAUUCAAAACGAAGCAAAAGCGGCCACAGUUUAUCGACAAAUUCUGGGAACAACAGGAUAUGCAAUACACGAGACUAACUAAUAGAAAUGGAACCGAAGGUCUCUCCGACAUUCAGCUUCAGAACCUCGACGUACACAAUUUACUCAGCAACGCCAUACUAGCCAAAGAGUCAGCGCUCAAUUACUGCUUGACCGAAGCUCAUUACGCCGCGGCCAGCUCGCGCGCAAGCUCCUCGCUCGACCUGGAAUGGGAGCAUGAGUAUGCGCACAUGCGGCAACUAUAUCAGCCGCCACCGCACAUGCAUCGCAGCACUCAGUCCCUACUACACACCAGCACACUCAAUAGCAACAACAACCUCGCGCAAUAUACCAACUCCAACAACAAUACACCGAUUCAUCACCUACACACGCUCAACAAUAACCACCACAUGAUGAGUCUGAGCAAACGUAGCCACACUUACGACAAUCACCCGCUGCACGUACACCUCAACGAUUCAUGGCAAUAUCUGAGCAACGACGAUGAUCAACUCAACUCACUUGCUUCAUACUCGCAAUCGCAGUCGCUACCGCAUGCGCCACUUAACGCCGCAGCAAUGGCGCUGGCGACGGCCAAAGCAGUUGAAUGCGGUGAACAGCGCAUUCGCACGCGUCGUGUGGCGCCACCACCGAUCAACGAACGACGUAACAGUUCCUUUACACGCACCUGCUCGUCGCACAACUCAUGGUCGCACAUCUCCACGCCGGAGUCGCUCGAGUGGGAUCAGGAUGAGGAACAGCAGCGACAAUUGCGCGUCGAGGACGAUAACUUGGAUGACGAGACGCUCGAGCUGCUGCAUCAGAUUGAGCAGUUGAAGAACCGCGUGUUAGACGAAACCGGGGAUGGACUAUACGACGACGGUCUGAUAGCUGCGGGUGAGAGCGAAACGGGCGAGGGUAUGCAAUUUAUGAUCGGUGGACAAUACACCACAGAGGAUGGACGUAAAGAUAUUAGUUGAUCAUCUGUAUGCGGCAUGCGGUUGAUAAGAGGAAUUUGAGGAGAAGUUAGGUUUGCAGAGUAUAUCAAUUGUUGAUUGGAAUGUACUGUAUAAUCAAGUGCCUAGACUAAAGUAUCAUUAUAUACAAGUAUAUAACAAAUAAUAUUUAAUUACAGUUACUGUUAAUGUUAGUCUCAAAGCUAUUACACACGGUCAUGGCGGUAAAGUAGAGAGAAACUUUCGUUGAGGAGGGCGUACGGUUUUGGUUGGUUGUGCUGAAGGGGUAAAAAUAUAGGGUAUGCCUGAAACGGUUUUGAGCAGUGUUCAGGCUAGGAUCGUAAGAUUUGAUGCUUGAUAUUUUAACCUUUAUGAGAACACGUUGAUUUUGUCAAUCCAAAUUCGUAUCUGAACAAGUCACUUACCCGCCUUCAGAUUUAUCCAUUAUAAGGCUCUCGUUCGGCUCAAUUACGAUCUUAUUAACUAUAAGAAGAAAGCUGUUAUGGACCCACAGUAUAUUCACCCAACUGACGCAAGAAUACACAUAUCGGUUGAGAAUUACAAACCUAUUGCAAAAUUGGAAGAACUCUUAAAGCAAAUUGCCAUGACCGUUGUGUCUCAUAUGGGUGUUAUUAAAAAUUAAUUAAGUACGAACAUUAUAAAAUCCAAGGUCGAGGUAUAGAUGUAUAUGAAAAUGCAGUUAAAAUAUUUAAUAAUUUUUUGUAGUUGUAACGUAUCAUAAUGUUGAGAAGACUUCCACAGCAAGUAAUAAUGUUGAAAAUUAGCUUAGUAAGAUAAGCGGUUACUGUUUUAGAGACGAAGGAUAGAAUUUAGCUUGCACCAUUGAGUUUUUUUUUAUUGAUCAGAAUUUUUAGGAACUAGAUAUAAAAAACUUAAAUCUUGUUAUGUUAAGAAUAAAUGAAACACAUACUUAACCUUAAUAAGCACCAAACGGCCUAAAGGCCCGUUUUGUCUCUUUUUCAUAUUUCAUUAUAAUCACGUUUGUGUUGGGUAUAUUCUGAUUAUUCUUCUAAUUUCAGUGAGAGCAUUCUUACUGAAUCAUUUGUGGACUAGCAUAGUUAAUUGACAUCCUCCGAUAUUGAAUGCUAUCUGUUGUCUUUCUAAAAAUUACCCAUGAAAUUUUUUGGCGUGAACAGCGCCCUUAAGUCUCUUAAAAGAUUUCGUAAGACCUUAAACCCUAUCUUUAAUUUCUUUUCGUGUUCAAACAAGAUAAAGUACUUUUUUUGUUGUACUGAUCAAGUAUAAUUUCAGAGGUAUCCAUCUAAGUUUCGUUGAAUUAUGGAUCAAUCUGAUUAUGGAGAGCUAUCCUUUUCAUUUAACAACCGAAUUUCAGGAUUACGAGAAAACAUACAUAGAAACCUAUAUUUUAAACAAGAAGUCGUCAGAAGAUCCUUAAAUACUACAGCAUAUCCCAUUUUAUAGAUUUCUAAAGUACCGUUAAACACUAACAGUUAACAAAAACCGAAACUACUACAUAUGUAAUAAAACAAAAUAAACAUGUGCAAGACUAAGCAAAGAAGCUUCGACAAGGAAAUCAUAGAAACUAGAAUAUAGAUUUGAGAGGCUAGUAUGGAGUAAGCAAAAGAAAAGAUGUAUUAUAUUCCAUUAUUAUUUUAUUUAAAUUAAUUACAAAACGAAGCAGUCGUUUAACGUUCGCGUAUGAGUACACAUUUAGAAAACUUAGCAACUAAUAUUAAAAAUACAAACAAAAGCAAAUAAUAUAUGACACGUUGUUUAUAAAAAUACAAAAUAAAGCAUAAAAACGAAAUAGAUUUACAUUAAU
Messenger RNA from Bactrocera oleae (olive fruit fly), 4695 nucleotides. RefSeq lists its product as uncharacterized. The record is from RefSeq and is a predicted model, not a curated record. Lineage: Eukaryota; Metazoa; Arthropoda; Insecta; Diptera; Tephritidae.